GGAAGUUGCCGCGGGGGCCGCUGGUAGCCGUAGUCGCGGGGUGGGGGUGCCUCGCUUUCCCAGCGUGCCCCGCGGCGGACAUGGCGGCGGCGCGGCGCUGAGGCCUAGGCCCGGUGCUGCGGGAGGCGGCGAUGGCCGGGGAGCUGGCGGACAAGAAGGACCGCGACGCGUCCCCCGUGAAGGAGGAGAGGAAACGCUCCCGUUCUCCGGACCGCGACCGGGACCGCGACCGGGACCGUAAGGGGUCCCCAAGCAAGGACAGGAAGCGGCACCGCUCCCGGGACAGGAGGAGGGGCAGCCGGUCCCGCUCCCGCUCCCGUUCCAAGUCCUUGGACAGGGAGCGGCGGCACAAAGAGCGCGAGCGGGACCGGGGGAAGAAGGACCGGGAGAGGGAGAAGGAGAAGGAAAAGGAUGGGCACCGGAGGGACAAGGACAGGAAGCGAUCCAGCUUGUCCCCAAGCAGGGGUAAGGACUCCAAGUCCCGCAAGGAGAGGGACUCGCGGAAGGUGGAGGAGGAAGAGGAGAAUGCGCUGAAAAAGGAGAAGGCACAGCCCCUGUCCUUGGAGGAGCUGCUGGCAAAGAAGAAGGCCGAGGAGGAGGCGGAAGCAAAGCCCAAGUUCCUCUCCAAGGCUGAGCGGGAGGCCGAGGCGCUGCGGCGGCGGCAGCAGGAGGUGGAGGAGCGGCAGCGGCUGCUGGAGGAGGAGAGGAAGAAGAGGAAGCAGUUCCAGGAGAUGGGGAGGAAGAUGCUAGAAGACCCCCAGGAGCGUGAGCGCAGGGAGCGCCGGGAGCGCAUGGAGAGGGAAACCAACGGCACUGAGGACGAGGAGGGCAGGCAGAAGAUUCGAGAGGAGAAAGAUAAGAGCAAAGAGCUCCAUGCCAUCAAGGAGCGCUACCUGGGAGGGGUGAAGAAGCGGAGGCGCACGCGGCACCUCAACGACCGCAAGUUUGUCUUUGAGUGGGACGCAUCAGAGGACACUUCCAUCGACUACAACCCUCUGUACAAAGAGAGGCACCAGGUGCAGCUGUUGGGACGGGGCUUCAUCGCAGGGAUCGACCUGAAACAGCAGAAACGGGAGCAGUCACGGUUCUAUGGGGACCUGAUGGAAAAGAGGAGGACGUUGGAGGAGAAGGAGCAGGAGGAGGCCCGACUGCGGAAGCUGCGGAAGAAGGAGGCCAAGCAGCGCUGGGACGACCGGCAUUGGUCGCAGAAGAAGCUGGAUGAAAUGACAGACAGAGACUGGCGCAUUUUCCGUGAGGAUUACAGCAUCACCACCAAAGGGGGCAAAAUCCCCAACCCCAUCCGCUCCUGGAAGGAUUCGUCCCUGCCGCCCCACAUCCUGGAGGUCAUCGAUAAGUGUGGCUACAAGGAACCCACUCCCAUCCAGCGGCAGGCCAUCCCCAUCGGCCUGCAGAACCGAGACAUCAUCGGCGUGGCUGAGACCGGCAGUGGUAAAACAGCAGCAUUCCUCAUCCCACUGCUGGUGUGGAUCACCACCCUGCCCAAAAUCGACCGCAUCGAGGAGUCGGACCAGGGCCCCUACGCCAUCAUCCUUGCUCCCACCCGAGAGCUGGCCCAGCAGAUCGAGGAGGAAACCAUCAAGUUUGGGAAGCCUCUGGGCAUCCGCACGGUGGCUGUGAUUGGAGGAAUCUCCCGUGAGGACCAAGGCUUCCGCCUGCGGAUGGGCUGCGAGAUUGUCAUUGCCACUCCUGGGCGGCUCAUCGACGUGCUGGAGAACCGCUACCUGGUGCUGAGCCGCUGCACCUACGUGGUGCUGGACGAGGCGGAUCGCAUGAUCGAUAUGGGCUUCGAGCCUGAUGUGCAGAAGAUCCUGGAGCACAUGCCUGUCACCAACCAAAAACCCGACACUGAUGAGGCCGAGGACCCUGAGAAGAUGUUGGCCAACUUUGAGUCGGGGAAGCACAAGUACAGACAGACUGUGAUGUUCACAGCCACCAUGCCGCCGGCGGUGGAGCGCCUGGCACGCAGCUACCUGCGCCGGCCGGCCGUGGUCUACAUUGGCUCUGCUGGCAAACCACACGAGAGGGUGGAGCAGAAGGUCUUCCUCAUGUCAGAGUCGGAGAAGAGGAAGAAGCUGUUGGCCAUUCUGGAGCAGGGCUUCGAUCCACCCAUCAUCAUCUUCGUCAACCAGAAGAAGGGCUGCGACGUGCUGGCCAAGUCACUGGAGAAGAUGGGGUACAACGCCUGCACCCUCCACGGCGGCAAAGGCCAGGAGCAGCGAGAGUUCGCCCUCUCCAACCUGAAGGCCGGGGCCAAGGACAUCCUGGUGGCCACCGACGUGGCCGGCCGCGGCAUCGACAUCCACGACGUCUCCAUGGUGGUCAACUACGACAUGGCCAAAAACAUCGAGGAUUACAUCCACCGCAUCGGGCGGACGGGCCGAGCCGGGAAGAGCGGCGUUGCCAUCACCUUCCUCACCAAGGAGGAUUCCACGGUGUUCUACGACCUGAAGCAGGCCAUCCUGGAGAGCCCGGUCUCAUCCUGCCCCCCCGAAUUGGCCAACCACCCCGACGCCCAGCACAAACCCGGCACCAUCCUCACCAAGAAACGUCGCGAGGAAACCAUCUUCGCGUGAGUCCCCGGGAUUGGGGUCCAAUUUCUGACCCCCCCUUCUGGGGACAGCAGGACCACCGGGUGCUGCCGGGACUCUGCUGGCCGCCCUCGUCCCUGUGCUGCAGCCAGGACUGCCACCAGCACGCACUGGGGUCGGGGCUGCCCAAAAACGUCCCCUCUGUGCACCCAAUCCCCCUCCCUGCAUCACCCGAGGACUCGUGGAGGCUCUUUGGGGUCGGGUUCCCCUUUGCCCCGCUGUUGGUGGGGCCGGGUUGGGGUCCACGUGCUGGUUUGUGGUUGGGGCCGCGUUCACCUCAUCCCUUUUUUAGCCCAGGCUGCAAUAAAGCAGCAGCAGCAGCGUUGCCAGAUGCCGUUUCUCCACGUUUCCGUGGGGCUGCAGUGCUUUGUGCCCAUCCACCAGGAAUAUUUGGGUUCGACACCCCCCCCCC
Phasianus colchicus (ring-necked pheasant) is the source of this 3021-nucleotide messenger RNA. RefSeq names its product DEAD-box helicase 23 (gene DDX23). The record is from RefSeq and is a predicted model, not a curated record. Gene Ontology annotation, molecular function: ATP binding; RNA helicase activity; nucleic acid binding. NCBI's taxonomy places the organism in Eukaryota, Metazoa, Chordata, Aves, Galliformes, Phasianidae.